Molecule: messenger RNA, 360 nt
Organism: Colletotrichum paranaense
Lineage: Eukaryota; Fungi; Ascomycota; Sordariomycetes; Glomerellales; Glomerellaceae
Exons: 2
Coding region: 1-360 (119 amino acids)
Source: RefSeq, a predicted model, not a curated record
AUGCAGAAGGUCAGCUUUGCAAUCCAAAACCAACUCAUGGCUUCAAUAUGCAGUUGUUUUGUUGUUUUACCAUGGCCUCAUGCACCACCCAGGAGACGUCUCCAUUCGAUCGUCCAAUGCCGUUGCCUCUCGCAGACAGACGAUCCGUGUGGCUGCCGCUGCUACAACCGCAUCCGUAGCCAAUCCAGACAGCCCAUUCCAACAACAUGGCAGCAUUCUCUCACGCGCACGGCAGACAGCACAGCAUCGGCCAUCCAUCGUCGCCCAUCUAUGGGCUCUUCCCCGCCAAUCCAUACCGCCAUAUCGCAUCGCUUCAAAACAAUGCCCGUGAAGACGCGCCCAGAUGUUUCCUUGGGGUAA